Molecule: messenger RNA, 1977 nt
Organism: Pyrenophora tritici-repentis Pt-1C-BFP
Lineage: Eukaryota; Fungi; Ascomycota; Dothideomycetes; Pleosporales; Pleosporaceae
Source: RefSeq, a predicted model, not a curated record
AUGCACUGGAAGACGGUCAAUCAGACACAGGUUAUCGCCAACGCCUUUUACACUGACGCUCGUAAUGGUUACCCAGGAAACAUCGACGGCGGUGCGCUGCAUAACUGGCUGGGAGGCGAGCUGGUGUUUUACAUGGGCGAAAAGCCGAAGAGGUGGGAUGUUGUCGCUGCCGCUGCCGCCUCCAUCGCUCCCACCAACACAUCAACGGUGCGCGUCAACUUGGGACAUGGCACGCUUCCGCUGUCGCAUGCCGAAGGCGAUGGCGGUAAGAUUGCCGACUUGGUCGAGGGAAACCUGUACAACACAAACUUCGACAACGUCGCCAACAUCUCUUCCAACGAGGUCGCAUAUAUCAGCUGUAACCCGGGUGAUUACACGGGCUUCGACGAUGCACAGAGAGUCUUCCAGCAGGCUUACACUCAAGCCAAUAUCUCGGCCAUUAUCUUGUACAGCACCGUCUCUGACUACUGCAACUAUACGCAAGAAAGCUCGCAAACCAUAAUGGAUGAUUUCGCCGUCUACUCCAUGACAAAUGCGCAAGAUUCCGCCAAGGUAUUGGAUGCUAUCAGCAAUCUACCGACACACAUGAAGUAUUUCGUCAGAGUCAAAGGCCGCGCAGUUGAUACCGGUGGGGAUGGAAAGGGCGACCCGUACCAGACGCAGAACCCAUUGGGACCCUCGCCAUCUACAGCUGUAGCCAUGAUUAUCUUGUACAGCAUUACGGGUAUUAUUACAGCUUUGUUCCUCGUCAUCAUCAUCACCGGUGCCGUACGUGCACAUCGACACCCCGAGCGAUACGGUCCACGAAACGUGCUGGGACGGCCGCGACAGAGCAGGGCUAGAGGGCUGGGAAGAGCCAUACUCGAUACCAUUCCGAUUGUGAAGUUUGGCGAGAAAGAGCCGGAGAAACCUGCGGAUGUUGAGUUGGGGCCAGCUGGAGAAGUAACAGAUGCGGCGCAUGCGAACACCAACACUGGACUACCGAUGGGACAAGCAACGACGGGGCAGCAAGAGAACAAUACGGCCACGAUACCGAACAUCACUGUUGGCGGGGCGGAGACGACGGAAUCUACGACACGAGCUUUGGCUGAGGAACAGCAGUCUGGCAUUGCGCCCGCACAGUCUGCUGCUGCGGCUGCAGGCGCAACAGGAACCGACAACAUUUCGUCAGAUGACAGCUUAGGCUGCUCCAUCUGCACCGAAGACUUUGAGAGGGGCCAGGAUCUCCGCGUUCUACCAUGCGACCACAAAUUCCACCCCGAAUGCGUAGACCCAUGGCUUCUAAACGUAUCAGGAACCUGUCCACUAUGCCGCGUCGACCUCCGACCCGUACAAUCCCGCGACUCCUUGGACUCACAAAACAUGGAUGGCCUCGCUUCACCACUGAACCCCGAAGCCGAAACCUCGCACCGUCGUCGAACGGCAUUCCGCGAUAUCCUGUCUCUGCGCCACCGACCUAAUGCUUCGACCGAGGAACGUAUUGGCGCGUUACGACGGCUAAGAGAGCAACGCAGGAAUAACAGCGGCGAUUUGGCGGGCGAUGGGAAUGCUAGUGUGGAAGACACGAGGAGCAGGAGGAUCAGUAAUCGUCUAAGUGAUGUUUUUGCUGGUCGCACACGCAGGGAGAGGAGGGAUGAAAGUCCCACACAGGCACCCGGCGAUGGAUCGUUGAGACCAGAUGCUGGUGCUGGUGCAGGUUCACAUACACAAUGAGGCGUACACACGUAAUUGUGUGAUUUGGGUCGUAACUAUAUGAUUUCCAAGUGCAUUCUCAAGUCUGUUGUUAGCAAAAAGCUGGCUUCUCGAAUAUUUCCCAGCUUUUCCCUUGUUUUGCAUCAUUUCCGUUCUGUUGUUUAGUGUGUAGAAUACCCCCUUAUGAACAGCAUGCAUGCGCUAGAUUGGUCUUGACGUAUUUAGCGUUUAUUGGGUUGUGGGCUGUGGGCUGUGGGUGGUACAUGUAAUAAAGUGAGAUUCUAU